Cordyceps fumosorosea ARSEF 2679 is the source of this 771-nucleotide messenger RNA. RefSeq lists its product as hypothetical. The record is from RefSeq and is a predicted model, not a curated record. NCBI's taxonomy places the organism in Eukaryota, Fungi, Ascomycota, Sordariomycetes, Hypocreales, Cordycipitaceae. Bases 1 to 771 code for a protein of 256 amino acids. The transcript has 2 exons.
AUGCGUUUCGCUGCUGCCGCCGCCGUUCUGGCCACCUCGGUCCUCGCCAACAAGGAGGUCGUUGUUGAGCCCACCAGCACCGCCUUCAUCACCGAGCACGUCACCGUCACCCAGUGCCCCGAGACCGUCACUGACUGCCCGGCCCGCUCCAAGACCACCUCGGUCAUCACCAACACUGUGCCCAUGACCACCAGCACCGUCUACAGCACCAAGGUCCACACCAUCACCAGCUGCGCCGCCACCGUCACCAACUGCCCUGCCCACAGCACCGUCGUCAGCACCGAGACCAUCUCCGUCUCCACCACCGUCUGCCCUGUCGGCCCUGCCACCCAGACCCCCGGUGUCUGGAGCAACUCGACUGUCCCGGCCGGCGGCAAGCCUACCGGCGGCAAGCCCACCACCCUCCCCGGUGGUGAGCAGCCUACCGGUGCUCCCCAGCCUCCCAAGUCUGUCAGCACCCAGGCUCCCGCUUGCCCUACCCACUCCGUCACUGCCAUCACCAAGAGCUACACUACCGUUCUCACCUCGGUUGAGUACUCUACCAUUGCUGUUCCCUGCCCUACCGAGGGUAAGCCCGUUGGCCCUACCGGUGUUAAGACCCCUGCUCCCCCCUCGGGCACUGGUGCUCCCCAGCCCCCUGCUGGUGGCAACAACACCUGCACUGGCCCCAACUGCCCUCCCAAGAACCCCGUCACCGCUGGUGCCGCUAGCCUUGCCGGCUCUGCCAUCUUUGCCGCUGCUGCCGGUCUUGCUGCUUUCGUCCUUGCUUAA